UAAAGUCACAUGACCCUCUGUGAAUGACGUUUACACGAGGAAAUUGAAACUUAUGCGUACAUGCGAAAUCAGCUGGAUCCAACGGAGCAUCUAUGCGGACUUGAAGGGAAAAGAGCGAAGUACAGAGUCGUCAUAUGAUGGAAAACUACGUAGCUAAACUAAACGAGUUAACACAGAAAACAGGCUCUGCGCUACGCUAUGAAGACCUCGGCUCUGUUGGCCCUGCACACGAUAAAGUAUUCACCCAGAGGGUUAUUCUCAAUGGUAAAGUCUAUCCUGAUGGUGUGGGGAAGAACAAGAAAGACGCCAAGCGUAAUGCAGCUAAAAAUGCCCUGGAAUGCUUUUUGAACUCGAUUGACACAGUAAGAAUACUUUACUCGAAUAUUUGCAUUGCAGGUAUUUAAAAGACCAAUAUCUGACUUGUUUUAUGUCUCCUUAAUGUAUAUUUGUUAUUGUCUUGACAGACAGAAAACGCAGCAGAAGUUUCUACUGCACCAAUUCAUCAGAAUGUCACAUGUCACAUUCAUCAGACAAGUAUCACUCAAACCAACUAUGUAAGUUGGCUCAAUGAAUAUGGUCAGAGGAAUGGAAUGAGUAUAAGAGCUGUGGAGUCAACAAGACCAGGACCGAAUAGUACUAUUCAAUGCUGUAGCUUUGUGGUUGGUGAUACGGAGUACCCAAUAGUCACUGGGAAAACAAAGAAGGAAGCUAAGGAGGAAGCAGCCAAGCUUGUUUAUGAUAUGAUAGUUGGCAGUAAGUCCACAGAGACUGCAGGAGAGACUUACAACCAAACAUUCCCUCAACAAAAUGAGGAAUUAAAUCAAAGUGUUUCUAAUAUCUGUAAUACGACAAGAGGUCUCAGUGCCAACUCUGACAGCAGCUUUACAGGGGUGAAUUACGUAGGAUUUAUCAACAACUACUGUCAGGAAAGAAAUCUCCGCCCUACGUACAUUGAAGAGAGGAGAUGUGGUCCACCUCAUCUCCCUCAAUUUUUCUACAAGUUAAAGAUCAACAAAAAGGAAUACCCUGAAGGUGAGGGUAAGAAUGCCAAGGAGGCCAAACAAGAUGCAGCUCGGUUGGCCUGGGUUAUUCUUCAAAUGGACAACGAGGUGUUCAUGAGAUCAGCAGAGUCCGAAGAUAGUACAACACCGAUGUCAGUAGAAUCAUCUACACCGGAGUCCCAUGAAUCAUUAUCACAAAACAUGCCAAUGAGUAUAAGUUACCCAGAAAUUGCUGAUUCAUCAAACCCUUCUCUGGCUCAGGAUGCUGUCAAACGCAAGACUAUGGGAAACAGUAAAAAUGAGACACGCGCCCUGUCAAGGUUUACCUUAGACUUUGACAUCAUAGAGUGUCUUGGCAGUGGAUCAUUUGGUUGUGUUCACAAAGUAAAAGAUAAACUGCUGGAGAAGCAUUUUGCUGUUAAGAUCAUCUGCUGUGAUGAGAUCAAGAAAUCUCUUCGUGAGGCGAAGACAUUAUCAGACCUCCUCCACCGUAACAUCAUUCGAUACUACACAUCUUGGAUGGAGGAUACAGGGUGUCAGUGUGACAUUUCUGCUGACAGUUGCAGCUCUUCUUUCCAGCCUGCAUAUAAUCCAUCUGCAAAGUACCUCUAUAUUCAGAUGGAGUUAUGUGACACCAAAACACUUCAAGUGUGGAUUGAUGAGAAGAACACUCAGCCUCUGGAAGACUCAGAGAGAGGAGAAGAAAGUCUAAAAAUUGCUCGACAAAUAGUUAGUGGAGUAGAAUAUAUUCACUCCAAGAAGCAAAUCCACAGGGACCUUAAGCCUGCCAACAUCCUGUUUGGACUGGAUGAGGAUGAAGUAGUGAAGAUUGGGGACUUUGGUCUGGUCACCAGAGAUGAUGAUGCUUUCAUGGACAGAACAGCGUCCACAGGAACUCCAACCUACAUGGCUCCUGAACAAAGGACAAAGACCUAUGACCGGAAAGUGGACAUAUUUGCUCUGGGGUUGAUAUACUUGGAACUCCUGUGGAAAGUCUCUUCCGGCCAUGAAAGAGCAAGGGUUUUGCUUGAUGCCAGAUAUCAGAAGUUUCCCACUGAGUUUUCACUGAAGUUUCCCCAAGAGAAGCGAAUCAUUGAGUCAAUGCUCUGUCAGCAGCCAGAAGGCCGUCCUGAAGCAAGUACACUGGAAGCAGAGUUGGAAGAGAUAUUCAAGAUGCAAAGAAUGCCUCAGGGAAAUGUAACUAUCAACUCACGGCUGCUUCGCUCGCUCGCUUGUAGUAUAUUUUUCGAGAUGGACUACGUGGCCGAGCUGAAGCAGCUUGCAGCCAGAAUGAACUCGACACUAAAGUUUGAGCGAGUUCGCUCUGAUGAACAUGACUGCAGGAAAAGAUUCUGCAUGAGGGCUGUGGUCGAUGGCCAAGGCUUUCCCAAUGGUGUGGGGAAAAGCAAAAAUAAGGCGAAGCAGAAAGCAGCUAAAUGGGCCCUGAGAUGUUUGAAUGUGAAGGAGAAUGAGAGCCCGGUGACUGAAAAUGCUACAGAAAUUCCUGCUGCAAAAGCUCAUAAACGUGUUCAAAUCAAACACGAGAGCUUGCUCAAUGAAUCUGGCCUGUUGAACAAGAUGCCGAUAAAGGCUGUGGAGUCACCAAGACCGGAACCAAAUAAUGCUACUCAAUGCUGUAGCUUCGUGGUUGGUGAUAAAGAGUACUCUGCUGCCACUGGAAAAACAAAGAUGGAGGACAAGAAGGAAGCACCCACGCUUGCAUUUCAAAACAAAGCUGGCAGUGCAAAGGAUGUACUGAAUCCUGAAGGAGUGAACACAGGAAGCGGUCCCAGUGAUAAGACCCAACCAGGAUCAACCCAAUCAGGAAUCUCCAGCAGGUUUACACAAGAUUUUGACUCCAUAGAGUGCCUCGGCAAAGGCGGCUUUGGUUGUGUUUUCAAAGCAAAACAAAAAUUGACUGGGAAGGAUUUUGCUGUCAAGAUUGUGCUCUGUAAAGAGAACGGAAAAGCACUACGGGAGGUGGAGGCAUUAUCAGACCUCCAUCACAGUAACAUAGUUCGAUGCUUCUCUUGUUGGAUGGAGGACUCAGGAUACCAAUGGGACAGUGCAUCUGACAGUUCCAGCCCUACACAGUGUUCUGUGGGAGAUACUUCCAUAAAGUACCUCUACAUUCAGAUGGAGCUGUGUGACACCAAAACACUUGGAGUGUGGAUAGACGAGAAGAAUGUUCAGAAUGUGAAAAAAUCUCUGCAAGACUCCAAGAGAAGAGAAGAAAGUCUAACUAUUGCUCAACAAAUAGUCAAUGGAGUCGAGUACAUUCACUCCAAAAUGCUCAUCCACAGAGACCUGAAGCCUGCCAAUAUCAUGUUUGGGCAAGAUGGAGAAGUAAGGAUCGGAGACUUUGGUCUGGUCACUGCUGAGAAUGAUGACGAUGGCGAGAACCUGAUUGAGAGAACGGUGUACAAAGGAACCCCUUCUUACAUGGCUCCGGAGCAAAGGAGCCAGAAUACUUAUGAUCGAAAAGUUGAUAUAUUUGCUGUGGGGCUGAUAUACAUCGAACUUCUUUGGAAAUUUCCCACUUGGCAUGAAAAACAAAUGGUGUGGAACGACAUCAGAAAGCAGAAAUUACCAAAGGGCUUUUGGGACAACUUUACCCAAGAGUACUUCAUCAUAAGACCAAUGCUGAGUGCGAAACCAGAAGACCGACCCGAAGCAAGUCAGCUGAAGACAGACUUGCAAAAGUGCAUUCGUAAACUUACCCCUCAGGAAAUCCACCGCGGUGGCAUCCGCUCUGUCUGAUUAUUACCACUGUAAUAAUAAUCAGACAGUUAUUAUUACAAGGGUAAUAAUUAUGACCAGUUAGUCAGUAUUAAAGCACUUUAUGAUGCUGGAUGGUCACUGACAGGUGGUCUGAUAUUUAUUAAGCACUGUAUAGAAUUUUCACUCAGGUGAUUGAUUUGAUCAGUGCAGAAUAUUACACUUGUUUUGAAUCACUGUCUGUCUGUAAAGUGAAGCACCGUCCAGUCAACUUUGCUGAAUUUUGCAUACCAUGCCACUCACUGC
Molecule: messenger RNA, 4025 nt
Organism: Larimichthys crocea (large yellow croaker)
Lineage: Eukaryota; Metazoa; Chordata; Actinopteri; Sciaenidae
Exons: 28
Biological process (GO): eiF2alpha phosphorylation in response to endoplasmic reticulum stress
Cellular component (GO): nucleus; cytoplasm
Molecular function (GO): ATP binding; double-stranded RNA binding; eukaryotic translation initiation factor 2alpha kinase activity
Source: RefSeq, a predicted model, not a curated record